Molecule: messenger RNA, 1386 nt
Organism: Harpegnathos saltator (Jerdon's jumping ant)
Lineage: Eukaryota; Metazoa; Arthropoda; Insecta; Hymenoptera; Formicidae
Gene: Tpx-4
Product: thioredoxin peroxidase 4
Exons: 5
Coding region: 140-802 (220 amino acids)
Biological process (GO): cell redox homeostasis; cellular oxidant detoxification
Cellular component (GO): cytosol; mitochondrion
Molecular function (GO): peroxiredoxin activity
Source: RefSeq, a predicted model, not a curated record
CAUAAGGUCGCAAGCCGCGCAGUUUGCCGCAGAUUGGCACCGGAGGCGUCAACACGCUUCGUGAACAACCUAUUGGAAAAGACUAUUGGGAUUUGAGCAAUUUUUCUCUCGAGCAAAUCCAGUCAAGGCUACCGUAAUAAUGAGGCUCAACAGCAUUAUACCGAAUUUUAACGUCGAGACCACGCAAGGCCCCAUCGACUUCUACGAGUGGCAGGGCAAUUCAUGGGUAGUUCUAUUUUCGCACCCCGCCGAUUUCACUCCCGUGUGCACCACCGAGCUAGGUCGCAUUGCGGUGCACCAGCCUUACUUCAUCAAACGCAACACCAAGCUGUUGGCUCAUUCCGUCGACAAACUUAAGGACCACGUGGACUGGGUUAAUGAUAUCAAGUCAUACUGCAAAGACAUUCCUGGUGCCUUUCCGUACCCCAUCAUUGCCGACCACGACCGCAAACUAGCCGUGCUACUGGACAUGAUCGACGAGAAGAACAAGAAUAAUCCGGAAACCGCUCUGACCGUCCGCGCUCUGUAUAUUAUCAGUCCUGAUCAUCGUCUGCGAUUGUCCAUGCAAUAUCCGCAUUCCACCGGACGCAACGUCGACGAAAUAUUGCGUGUGAUAGAUUCGCUGCAACUCGUCGACAGAAGACCAGAAAUAGCAACGCCCGCCAACUGGGUGCCGGGCGAGAAGGUGAUGAUCUUACCGACGGUGAAGGACGAGGAUCUCCCGAAACUUUUCCCAGGAGGUGUCGACCGUGUAUCUAUGCCUUCCGGAAAAGUCUACGUCCGCACCACCACUAAUUAUUAAUCGGAAAUCUUGCAGCAUUUUCAAAAAUAUUCAUACAUUCCGAAUCUUUAUCGAACUAUCCUUUGUUUAAUUUGAUAUGCUUGCCGUCAUGACAAGCUUCCCAGAUAGCAAACGGACAUCCAAUGGAUGUACGUUUCACGUCCAAUUUAUGUCCUUAUGUCCAAUUUACGUCCGUAUAACAAGGAUGUCCUUAUUGGACAUCGGACUAUAGGACGUCCGAUGUACGUCCAUCGGAUGUCUUAUGUCCGAAGUUGUGAUAAACGUACGUCCUAUGGACGUAUUUUGUAUAAAAAAUGGGCAUAUAACGGACGUCCAAUGGACAUCCGUGUGCUGUCCAUUGGACGUCCGUCUGGGUUGUAGCUUUUCUCUGAUUAGAUUGGACGGAUGCAUCCACUAAAAUAUUCCUAAUAAAGAUUGCGCUAGCGGAAAUUUUUACACUUUGCAUUUAUAAAUGAGUUUCUAGAUUUCUAGAUUUUUAGAUUCUUGAUCAUCGUUGCAUAUAUGAUUUUAUAAUAUGUGGUGAAGUUGCCUUUUCUUUAACAUGUAUAAUUUUGCAAUCAAUAAAAAUACUAAUAUACUUGAAA